UUUCUAAUACAAGAACCCCUAAAAUACACAAAACUAUCGUUCUUUCCCUCUCCACCUUGCACCCGUCCCUUCCUAUCCCUCCACAUUUCUUCCUCAAAGCUCAAAACUUUACUCACCGAAGUCAUGUCAGCCACUAGCGGAACAAUGGGAAGCUAGGAUGGUAAUAUUUGAACGUGAUGAAGCUCGGCAACUUCUAUUGGACAAGGUCAAAGCACUAAAAGAUGGAAUCUAGGAAUUGCAAGGGUGCUUGAAGAGACAAAAGAUGAGCUGUUGGUUGAGCUCACAUCAUGAUUACUUGCAAUUACAAAACCCAGCAAUGAGAGAUUGCGAAGACCUUUAUAGAUAUACCAAACCAACAAAGCUUCUGCAUAGCUUGAGUGUUGCCAUCUCCGAAUCUUCAAGAAGAGUUCAAAUUCGGAAAGAAAGAAAAGAGCUGCACCGAUCAAAAACAUGAAGAGUCGUUCUUCUUUGCGAGGGCUUCCUAUGCAUGGAUUCUCCACGGUUGACGGCUUUGUGGAGCUAACUGAGUGCAUGGCAGAGAUGAUCAAGUAUGUGGCAAAUGAACCCUCAGUAGGACUUUUCUAUGUUCAGCAGCACACUCAAAAUGCAGUUCCCAAUGUAAUUAAUCUCAAGAAUAAUAUUAUAGAGAAGUCACAUGAAACAAAUUUGCACACUGAAGAUUUAGAGGAUUCUAUCACCGUGGUGAGGUCAAUGAAAGAUUGUGGUUUCCUUAUUGCUGAUGAGAUGGUUAGAGACAUAAGGACAUCUCUAGCUACGAUGUCAGCAAAACAACCAAGAAGAGGAUUAAUCCAUAACCCAACUUCAGGUUUUCAAAUAGGAAGAACUAGCUCAUGGGGACCGUCCACUUGGGAUCAUAAUGAAGUUCAGCAGGAAAGCAGAACAGUUAAUUAUUUUUCUACUGUAUUUAGGACUGCUAAAAAAAGGGCCAGCAAUUUCAAGUGGCCACAGCUUGAUCCGAAAGAUUCAACGCCAAGUCCAGCUGAGAAGCUACUGUCUUAUGAUAAUCCAUCGGAGUUGAUUGCAUCUGCUAGCACUAGUUCAUCUUUUCCUGAUAUGGAAUCUGAUGAAAUCUCCUUGUCAAGACAGACUGCUGAUGAGCUAGAACCAGAAGAUGAACAAGCCGAGAUGAACAAUCCACCGGGCAAUGUAUUGUCCCUACCAGAAAACUAUGAUGACUUCAAGGCUGAUAAAGAAGCAAAACUAGAGGAGUGGUUGGGGUGGACCAAUGACAGCCUAAAUAAAUUGCAUGAGGGCAAGUAAAGAGGAGGCGAGAGUGUGUUCUUAGGCUGUUUCUUUUUCAAUUUUUCUUUCUUGUAGCAAUAGUUUAGAUGCUGAGGAAUCUUUUACUUGUACAAUCUGUUGUUUGUAAUACACUGGUCCCUGGAUGAUGAUUAUAUGUAUUUGAAUCAUCACAAUAAAAUUUUCUGAGGAGAAGCUUUUGUUUGGUUCUACAGAGCUUCGACAUCUCUAUUUUCUCA
Messenger RNA from Hevea brasiliensis (rubber tree), 1499 nucleotides. RefSeq lists its product as uncharacterized. Lineage: Eukaryota; Viridiplantae; Streptophyta; Magnoliopsida; Malpighiales; Euphorbiaceae. The transcript has 3 exons. The record is from RefSeq and is a predicted model, not a curated record. Bases 451 to 1281 code for a protein of 276 amino acids.